This is a messenger RNA of Lactuca virosa, 315 nucleotides long. The record is from the annotation of a GenBank genome assembly. Lineage: Eukaryota; Viridiplantae; Streptophyta; Magnoliopsida; Asterales; Asteraceae.
AUGAAGCGAGGGCAGCAAUGGCUGCUUGAGCAGAUCUUGUGCUCUUCUGUCUCAGAAGAAGGAUGCGAAGGAAAGGGGAUCGGUGUGGCUAGGGUUUUCGAAGGGAAGGAGGCCAGAAAAGAGUUCAGACGAGAAGCAGGACGUCGCAUGUGGUCCAGUGGUGUUUGCUUUGACGGGAGAAGAAGAGAUGUGCGAGAGGUGAGGCUGUUGUCUCGAUGGCUCACUGAAGCACCACUACAGCCAGUGGUUCAUGACAGAGGACGAAGAAACAGGUCGAGACCAAGAGACCCAACAAUGGGUCUCGAUUUUUGUUGA